AUGGCUCAAACUUUUUGCCUUUCCCUGCAGCCGUUAAACACAACUGGUAUCCUGAGCUCCUCUUCUGCUACUUCCAACAGGUCAAGGAAUAGGACUCGCUAUCGGACCAAAGCCUUGAGCUCCGAGGUAGAUGAGAGCCUCUUUGGAGGUAUCAAGACCGCGGCCCAGAAUGACAGCCCCAUCGUGCUACUCCAAGAUAAACAGGCCAUUCGGAAAACUUUCACCGCUUUGGGCUUGGACCACAAGCCGGAGACCAUCCGGCUCAUCACUCGAGAUAUGGUCCGGGAACUCAUCAUUCCCACAAAGGAUCCCUCUGGGGAAUCCCUUAUCAUGAGUCCUGAGGAGUUUGCUCGGAUUAAAUGGGCAUCCCAUGUGCUGACCAGAGAAGAACUUGAGGCCAGGGAGCAGGCCUUCAGGAAGGAGAAGGAAGCCAUCUUGGAUGCAGUGACUACACGUAAGAAGGUCAUGAAACAGAAAGAAAUGGUUUGGAGGAACAAUAAGAAGCUCAGUGACCUAGAGGAGGUGGCCAAGGAAAGGGCCCAGAACCUGUUGCAAAGAGCCAACAAACUACGGAUGGAGCAGGAGGAGGAGCUCAAGGACAUGAGCAAGAUCAUCCUUAAUGCCAAGUGCCAUGCCAUUCGGGAUGCCCAAAUCCUGGAAAAGCAGCUGAUCCAAAAAGAACUGGAUGCAGAGGAGAAGCGGUUGGAUCAGAUGAUGGAGGUGGAACGGCAGAAAUCCAUUCAAAGGCAGGAGGAACUAGACAGGAAGAGGAGGGAGGAAAGAAUCCGAGGAAGACGACACAUUGUGCAGCAGAUGGAAAAGAACCAGGAGGAGCGAUCGCUGCUUGCUGAGCAGCGGGAGCAGGAAAAGGAGCAGAUGCUGGAAUACAUGGAGCAACUCCAAGAAGAAGAUCUCAGGGACAUGGAACGAAGGCACCAGCAAAAACUGAAGAUGCAAGCUGAGAUAAAGCGCAUCAAUGAUGAGAACCAGAAACAGAAAGCAGACCUGCUGGCUCAGGAGAAGCUGGCAGACCAGAUGGUGAUGGAGUUCACCAAGAAGAAGAUGGCUCGAGAAGCAGAGUUUGAGGCUGAGCAGGAAAGAAUCAGGAGGGAGAAAGAGAAGGAGAUUGCCCGCCUGAGGGCCAUGCAAGAAAAGGCCCAGGAUUACCAGGCAGAACAGGAUGCCUUGCGGGCCAAGCGCAACCAGGAGGUUGCAGACAGAGAGUGGCGCAGAAAAGAAAAGGAAAAUGCACAGAAGAAGAUGGAAACAGAGACCAAACUGCGGAAGAGUCGGCUGGAGCAGGUGGCUUUAAAGGAGCACAGUCUUGCUGUUCAAGUGCAACGGGACCGUGAUGAGUUUGAGAGGAUCCUUCGGGCUCAGAGAGAGCAGAUUGAAAACGAGAGGCUGGAGGAAGAGAAAAAAGCCACAGGGCGUUUACAGCAUGCCAACGAGCUCCGUCGCCAGGUGCGUGAGAACCAGCAGAAGCAGGUGCAGGACAGGAUCACCACCUUCGAGGAGGGCCGGCGCCUCCAAGAGGAGGCCCAGAAGCGGCGUGAGCGCAUUGAUGACAUAAAGAAGAGAAAGAUUGAAGAGCUGAGAGCCACUGGCCUUCCUGAGAAGUACUGCAUUGAAGCUGAGCGCAAAGCUAACAUCCAUCCAGCCACCUCUGUGAACUGAGGGGUGCCUCUAGCUACUCUGGAUGCCUGCAGGGGAAGGUUUCACCCAAUCUCUGGGUGUCCAUGAUUGCUGCUGACAUUUCGUAGUUACAGAUUAAAUCUAUUCUACUUUAA
Molecule: messenger RNA, 1790 nt
Organism: Phyllostomus hastatus (greater spear-nosed bat)
Lineage: Eukaryota; Metazoa; Chordata; Mammalia; Chiroptera; Phyllostomidae
Gene: CFAP45
Product: cilia and flagella associated protein 45
Exons: 11
Coding region: 1-1677 (558 amino acids)
Source: RefSeq, a predicted model, not a curated record